UGAAGUUUCCACAAGAAAUAUCAAGAUGGACCUAAUUAAACUCUUGUCCAGUUUGGAACCUUAUGGAAAUGUUAAGGUGCGACUUUGCAGUUAUAUAGAAGAAUCAAAAGUGGUUGCUUCCCCACAGGUAUUAUAUGAUUACGGUAUAAUUAUAACAUUUGAUCCAUUGCCAUUUGAUUAUAAUGGUCAUUACCAUGGCCAUCAAGCUGGCAAGACUGAGGUUUCAAUAUCAGUGCCCCCAAACUCUAGUCGAAAGUUUAGUUGCUUCUUAAAUUCGAUUAUCAUUUUUUCUGCCAAGGAUGAUAAAACAUAUGAAUUUUUACCAUGCCUUGAAAUUGUGAACGAGUCCAAAGGUAUAAAGUGGACCUACUCCAAACAUUUCAUGGGAAUUCCUGAAACUAGGAAUACCUUAUACUGGACGACUUGUUGGAACUUUAGGGGUGAUGAAUUAGAAGCUGGUGAUCAUAUUAGUCUUCGGGUUCUUUCAGAUUUAUCUGUGCUAGAAUUUGGUAUUGACCUUAUAUAUGAUUAUGAGCUAGACGGUAACCCAAAUGUUUUCAGUCAGUUGCCAUGGAUGAGUAAAUGUUGUAAGUUUCUUUUCGUGGUUUUUGCUUAUAUUUUGUCGAAAACCCAAAAAAACUUGUAUAGGUUGCAAAGCUUAGCCAAAUGUUGAUUAUUGUAUAUGAUUAUCAAUUGCAUGGUCACUUUAUAUAUUUAAUAGAUAAAAGUUUCUAGGUGUAUCA
Molecule: messenger RNA, 743 nt
Organism: Gossypium arboreum
Lineage: Eukaryota; Viridiplantae; Streptophyta; Magnoliopsida; Malvales; Malvaceae
Exons: 2
Coding region: 26-673 (215 amino acids)
Source: RefSeq, a predicted model, not a curated record